AUGGGGCCGCAGCUGCUCCACCUCGGCGGCCCCGGCCACGGCGGCCACCCCUGCCGCCUCGACCACCUCGCUGGCCACCUGGACCCGCCAUGGAGUUCCUCGCGGGGCUGGAUGCAUCGCAGGAAGAGCGAGACGGCGCUACGAUGGAGGGAGGUUGUGGCGGCUAGGAUUUGUGUGGAGGAGAGGAUGAAGAAGACGAGCGCACAGCCUCUUUAUAUACGCUGGAGGCAACCGAGGGGCGCGACAUGCGUGGCAUUGGCAUUACUUCCUUGGCAGAGCACCACCACCACGGGCUCAUUCCCGAACAAGGCCCUUCACGCACGCCUCCUCCGCAAUGGCGCCCUUAACGCCGACCCCUCCGCCGCCGCUCCCCUCGCCGCAUCAGCCGCCAACUCUUCCCUCCCCUACGCCCUCUCCCUCCUCCAAGCCCACCCCACCACCUUCUCCUACAACACCACCAUCCGCUCCCUCGCCCACGGUCCAAACCCCCACCUCGCCGUCGCGCUCUACCGCUCCAUGCUUCUGAACCCCCUUUCCAACCCCAACAACUACACCUACCCGCCGCUCCUCGCCGCCUGCGCCCGCCUCCUCCUCGCCCGUUCACCAAAACCAGCAGCACCGGGCACCGCCGUCCACGCCUCCCUCUUCCGCCGCGGUCUCGAUUCCGGCGACCGCUUCAUCAGCGCCUCGCUGCUCUCCUUUUAUGCCGCCGCUGGGGACUUACCCGCCGCACGCCAUGUGUUCGACCGAAGUCCCCCCAAUCAAAGGGACCUGCCCCUCUGGAACUCACUCCUCCACGCCUACCUAUCCCAAGGCCUCUACACCCAGGUGCUGCACCUCUCCCGCCAGAUGCCCGCUGCCGACGAGGUCACGCUGCUCGCUCUCGUCUCUGCCUGCGCGCAUCUCGGUGCACUCGACACCGGCCGCUGGGCACAUGCUUACUAUGCGAGGACCCGCCGGAGCACCACGAGAAACCUAGGCACCGCUCUGCUCAACAUGUACAUGAGGUGCGGGGACGUCGAAAGCGCGUGGUCUGUGUUCCGCGAGACGCUCGACAAGGAUGUCCGGACGUGGAGCGUCAUGAUAGCUGGACUGGCUGUCAACGGGCUCCCGAGGGACGCGCUGGACUUGUUCACUGAGAUGAAGAGCAUCGGGAUGGACCCAGAUUCCAUCACCAUGACUGCCGUGCUGAGUGCGUGCGCCCAUGCUGGUAUGGUGGAUGAGGGCAAGGGGUUCUUGGCCUGCAUGCCCAUCGAAUAUCGUCUACAGCCCACCAUAGAACAUUAUGGUUGCGUCGUUGAUCUGCUUGGGCGAGCGGGCAAGUUGGAGGAGGCAUUGGCUCUCAUUAAGACUGUGCCUUUCGAGGCCGAUGUUGUGCUAUGGGGUGCUCUCUUAGUCGCUUGUAGGGUCCACAAGAAUGUUGACAUUGGGCAGAUGGCCGCCAGGGAGAUGCUCAAGUUGGAUCCUCGUCAUGCUGGGGCCUGUGUGUUCUUAUCGAAUGUCUAUGCUGCUGAUGGGAAAUGGGACCUUGUACAGGAGGUCAGGAACUCGAUGAAACAACAUAGGAUAUUCAAGCCUCCAGGAUCAAGCAUUGUUGAACUUGAUGGUGUGGUUUACGAGUUCUUGUCUGGUGACCAUUCGCACCCUCAGUCUGAUCGGAUAUAUGCCAUGCUUGAUGAGGUCUGCAAGACCUUAAGCCUCAAGGGGCACAAGCCUUCAACUAAACAAGUUACCUUUGACAUUGAUGAGGAGGACAAAGAAGUUUGCCUCUCGCAACACAGCGAGAAACUGGCACUUGCCUUGGGACUCAUCUCUACCAAGAGAGGAGCUGCGAUCCGUAUAGUCAAGAACCUGAGAAUCUGUGAGGAUUGCCACUCUGUCAUGAAGAUAGUCUCGGAGGUCUACGAUCGAGUCAUAGUUGUUAGAGAUCGAAACCGCUUCCACCACUUCAAGAAUGGAUCCUGUUCCUGUUUGGACUAUUGGUAGGACAAAGCGGGAGUGGUAAGGUUUUGUAGGAAAAAUGUAAGCAAUUCAUUGCCUUUUUAUAUUUAGGAUCCACUAAUUUUGUACAAUGGGUGACUGGAACGAUAUAAUCAUAGAGGUAACAUUUGUCCUAUUCAUGAUCAUAAGAUCCCUUUCUUGAGCUAAGAUUUUUUUCACGUGUGGCAUGUAGGUCACAUGAUCAUGUACUUCAAAACGGGUCUUUCAGCCUGCCUUGCACUAGUCGCUGAUUGACAUGAUUAUUAUAUGACAGUGCGGAGUAUUGAGUAUUGACCAAGAAGCUGGCUAAGAUUCUGGUCUGACUGGCAAGAACUGUUCAUCGAAUGUACGUCCUCAUCUCAGCAUAUCCCCUUCUCGAUUGUACUUGAUCUGGGACAAGAUUCUUAUAUUGAACAAGAUUUUCUAUAUUGUUUGGUGCUAUCGAUCAGCCGAAUGUUCUGGUUCAGAGAUCUUAGUUGUCGUAUUGACACACCAGAUGCUGAAGUAUGAGAUUUCGUAGCUAUGAGGCGGCGGGAUAAGCUCUUGGAGUUUGAUCAGGUUGAUGAGUUAACUUUUCUUGCUUCGUUAUACAUCUUCUAGACAUAGAGUUUUCUCUCUGCUCUCUGAAAAUUUAAGUCACGUCUAAACUGUACAUAUUUCAGCAAAAAAAUGAUCUAGUAAGUGGAAAUACUUCUCUGAGUUGGAAGUGUGAAAUAAAUUCAGUUUGAUAUGUUCAGGUGAUUCCUAAUGGAAAGAAGAAAAUAUCUCAUGGAUCUUAAAAUCUCUUUGUGAACAUAUACUCUGUUUCUUGGCCCAAGUGCUCAUCAGCAAUGCACCCCCCGAUGCUUACAUUUUUGUUUCAACCAUGCAGAAGACAAUCUUGUUAUUCAAGAACCAUGUUUUCUGGACUUUAAAGGUGUCCGCCAUACUUGAGAGUUGAUUGAUAUAUGCAUGGCUGUAUACUUUUUUUUUAAAAAAAAAUUGUUGGUUC
Lolium rigidum is the source of this 2971-nucleotide messenger RNA. Its product is annotated as pentatricopeptide repeat-containing protein At4g21065-like. The coding region runs from base 1 to 1986 and encodes 661 amino acids. The transcript has 3 exons. Gene Ontology annotation, molecular function: zinc ion binding; RNA binding; protein binding. NCBI's taxonomy places the organism in Eukaryota, Viridiplantae, Streptophyta, Magnoliopsida, Poales, Poaceae. Gene Ontology annotation, biological process: RNA modification. The record is from RefSeq and is a predicted model, not a curated record.